Varroa destructor (honeybee mite) is the source of this 5495-nucleotide messenger RNA. Its product is annotated as receptor-transporting protein 3-like. Gene Ontology annotation, molecular function: olfactory receptor binding. The record is from RefSeq and is a predicted model, not a curated record. Gene Ontology annotation, biological process: protein targeting to membrane; protein insertion into membrane. NCBI's taxonomy places the organism in Eukaryota, Metazoa, Arthropoda, Arachnida, Mesostigmata, Varroidae.
UCGAGGGCUAAAUUUCUGCGCUUGAGUCCAGCGAAUUUCUGCUUUAUUUUUCUAUUGUACUACGCAAUGCGACUCGAAAAUUAACUAUAGAUAUAGAGUAAAAACACACAGUGAUGCACGCAGUUCUCUCAUCUAUCUUUAGCCGAAGAUAGCCUAGAUUAACGGAAUACGAGCAAUCGACUUUAUUAAUUGAGGCCUAUUUUUCUGCCUUCUUCGACGCUAUCUUUUAGUUUUCAACGAAAUUUUUCGUUGCUAGUAUCCGACAAAGGCGAGCGAAGUGAAAGUGUCAUUGAAUCAAAAAGAAAAACGACGUGAAUCUGGAGAUACUUCAACUGUUGUAGGCAGGGCACAGUUUUACAUGUAUACUAUAUGCUCCUAGCAGCGAUAGAACAGUACAACUUCAAACAGAGCUCUGCCUAAAUAUAGCAUCUUUAAUAAUGCACGAUAUACUCUUGCAUUAUUGACAGGUGACUCGUACCAGCCACUUCGAGGAAUCUGCACAUGUUUAUUAUCAUAGUAUAUACCACGAAUAUUUUGAUGAAAUGAUUUAUUAUGAUCAAUGGUGACGUCGAUAAUGAUUGACCACGGUAUUACUAUUAGAGGCUAUUUUCGUGCAUGGAUAUUAUGGACAUACCGUUCGAUCAAUUUCACCAUGCAGACUCUGCAGACAAUAGAUAUUUUCAACAGUACACGCUUGCACGUGUAUGACGACAACAUUGCUAGUGCACCACUUCUGUUUUAGUUGGUCACCAAAGCCGGAAGGACAACGGUACGUAGCUCAGCAGCCGACUGUCACUGACUGGCUUAAGACCUGAUUGGAAGCUGAACCUGUAACGUUUGACAGUAAAGACGACCCGUUCGUGCGAACGUUUUUCGGCAAACAUCGUUCAUCGAAGCCAGCCAUUUCAGCUAGACGGGCAGAGGUUUUUCGUCGUCGGCGCAGCUAGGCGAAGCGUUCCGUGUUUUGGUCGCAAUGUCCGUCAUCCCAUCAGUCCCAAUCUGUCAGUAUUACGGUAGCGCAUAGCCUUAUGCGAGAUGCACCGUCACGCGCUGUUCCGGUUCGACUAUGGCAGUUUUACUAGCGACAGCAACAAUAGCUAGCAACAUCAUACUGUGACGACAACGUGUUGAUAUAGGCGGCACUGACAGCAGAAGUCCUAUCAUUGGUAGUCGUUACUAGCUUAGGGCGUCAUCCAUAGGCCUAGUCGCCUACACGCCCCUCCGAUCUGUGCGUAUCUAAUCUAUACCGAUGAUUUGCUCUGAGGCGUGGUUGCCUCGUUAUACUGCAUUUUCAGCUAACGCAGUCGAAAUUCUCGUACCACGAUUGCUUUUGCUGUGCCUACCACCAUAGGCCAUGCAGCACUUACGUUUACUCGUAACUUCAGGCCUUCCGCUGUUCCCAGGAGCUGCAUUCCUUUACAGCUUCGCCCGCACACACGCGAAAAACAGACAUACACACAAAGAUAUUUGCGCAGAUGCAAAGAUCGACCCAUACAUGCAUAACAGGUAAAGCUUCCCGUCACACGCGGGCUGCUGGCCGACCGGCCUACUGGCGUGGCUUGCCUAGGUAUCUAGUUUGAUAGGCACUACGGCGCGUAACAGUAGCAGGGUGCGGUUUGCUGGUAGUUACUAGGCUUGAUAGGUUCCGUGCGUCAGUUAAUAAGUCCACCCGUUUGUGGUGCUGCUAGUAUGGUAACUUGCUGGACGCCUGUGGUAAGCAAGAGGCGGGGCAAGCUGUUCCGCGGCGUAGAGGCCGAGUUAGUCAGCCACACAAAUACUCUAUGAAGGUAAGGUAGAUAGACCUGCCUCCGCCUUUACGGUGAAAAUUCCGAUUGUCUUUUUGGUUGAGGGAACUGGUACAUCCACUUCUGCUGUCAUCGUGACUGUUGCCCAUCGUGAUGACGAUGGUAGUGCUAAUGGUAGUAGUGUUCGUAGUAAAAACAAGUUGUCGCUAUUCUGAGCUCGGCACGUCGAUGCCGUGGACACGCGGGGCUGCACCAUAAAUAUUGACAGGCUAGUUUCGACCUAGUGCGUGGCAAGGACUUAACGUUACAGUGCUUCUGUUGAUGGCGGCGGGAACAGUUGUUUUUAGUCUGGAAUUGCACAAAGUUUAUUGAAAAUAGUGUAUUCUGAAAAAAAGUCUACGUGUGGAUUGGCGUGCCGGUGUGCAGAAUGGAGUGAAUAGAAUACGACGGAUUAUAAAACUGACACAGGAAUAAUCCCAUUACUCGAUCUAGAUAAAUAAUAUAGGUACAGGGACGGCAUGCAAUUGAUAUAAAAAAAAAAGAAGGCUUCAAGGGAAAAAGAAGCACCAGGAAGCUGAUAGCAAUGACAAUAGAGCAAGCCACCUAUAUCGCCAUGACAAACAAUACUGUAAAUGUAUCUACGCGAUAGGCAAGAGCCUACCCUGCAAAGGUUCGUCACAAAAGGGAUCAUAAUUAGCCGGUUGAAGUAUUCGUAGAUUUCCUUGCCAUGAUUUUUACAACCAUUUGAAUCAGACCAACCACCAAACUAAGCACUAUUCACAGUUUCCUCUACGCAUACAACUUCUGUCUUUUAAGAAGGUUUAUUCUUCACAUGGUUUCGUAAUCGUCGCAAGUCGAAGUAAGAUAUGUGACUCUCGACUAAAUUUGCCUUUGGAAGUGCUCAGAUAAUCAAACUUUGUGUUCGGGAAUUCCAACCGGCGUCUGCACAAACCCCUUCAUUGCACUCGUUGCUAUGUCGGGUAUAUUUCCUCUCGGCUCCAAUGCGGUCGUUCCAGCUCCGUGUGCCAGAACAUUUUGCUCAGAAUGUUCGUCUCUGGGGAUGCCUAGCCCCGUAAGCUGUUCCGGAGGUUCCCUUGGACCGACCCCCACUUUCGGCUUGCUCGGUCUUCCAAGCUCCGUGAUACCCCCAGGUCUUGCCUUCGCUCAUGUCGUUCCGUGGAAACAGGCCUAUGGUAUGGAGCAGGUUUGGUUGGGUGAAUUCGGACAACUGUUUUCGUCGUACUUACCUCAUCGCUGGAGUCUAGUGCCCGUGUCGGGCACUCCACUCGGAUCUUGGAAUCAAUUCGUCGACUCCGCUAAGGUACGUUUUUGUUGCGAAGAGUGCGGUCACGGCUGGACAUCGAUGAAAGGUCGGGUGGCUUUCUGGUUUGCCCAGGCCGCUGGGACAGCCGGCGCAGGCGUUGUCGCCUUUCGUCUAUACGGCCAGCAGUGUGAGCGGUGCAAAAGUGGCCGCUUUCAAGACGCUAUGUGGUAUCCUGAAGAAGUAGUCAAGGUGUUAAUGAACCUCUACAACCGUGUAGGUCAAACCUAUUACGGAUUCUUCGAACCGCCUAUCCAAAAGGCGCGACGCACUGGAAAACCUCGAACACCUCAUAAUGUACAACUAUGCCAGGCGUGCCACGAUGGGGUGUGCACUAACGAACACAAAACGUCCCCACAAGCGAAACUGUUGUCCUGAUUCUGAAAGCAGUACUCAGCCGAGCAGAGUUCUCUACUUCGGAGACUUUGGCGUUAUAUUUUCAGCAACGUCAUGGCUUACUAUAAUGUCAUUUGGUGCUGCACCUAUCUAGAUUGUGUGACUAUAUCAAAUACCGAUACGAUAUAGGCUUUAUACAAAUGAAAAUAGAUACUAUUUAUAAUAAUAGAAAGUAAUAAUAAUAAUAAUAAUGCUAAAUAAGCGAUUCAGCAAGUUGCACGUUCACAAUGAUGACGUUGUUUCGCAUAAUUUUACCAAAUUCACUUGUCAAAUAAUCGCAUUUCUUUUUAACUUAAACCUUGUAAGCGUCCCUCGACGAGAACAACCCGACGUUAAGGAAUGAGCGGACAACUUUUAAGAGGCAUCGAUUGGUUCUUAGCGGAACUUGUUUGGUGACGCUACAGGCUUUCAUUUCAAACAUUGUUUUUGCCUAUAAGCAAAUUUGAAGACUCUCAGGUCUGCAAUUUCCGUUCUCUUUUUGCUGGCAAAUCUGAGGAGAUGAUUACAUAAGGUACGAGACAAGCGUUUUUAUAAAAACAAAAACGUUAUCAAUGGCCUAUUUAGCGCCAUAAUCUCUGAAAAAUCACUUUUGUAAAAUCCUGUAUUACUGUCCGGCCGCCAUUUUUCAAGACCACACCCAAUUGAGAGCGUAGCCACUUACAGGAGAUAAUCGCUAUGUUUUAUCGCUAUUUACACCCAGACUUACAUAAAUCGAAACGAAUUAUCGUGCGGAAAGCUUCCCAGUAAGUGUUUUACGAGUGCGCGUGCUCCGCAAUCAAAUUUGCCCUUGAAACAUUAAUUACCUUCGUCUAAGUAUGGUUCAACUCGAUCAAACGAUAAUAUAAUCGAACUUGAAUGAUAGUAGAUGCUUGUCGUGCACAAUGUAACUUUUUUUCUAACUAGAGAAGGUAACGUGAAUUGAACUUGUUACGCACGAUUAAUAUCCAGCUAUGGAUGGAUAAUACGAGCUUUUACAGCCAUUAUCACUAUAAUUUAUCAUCAAUUCAGUAGUUCGUCAGGACUAGCUUAUUCAAGAUCUACGAACAUGUAGCGCCAAACUAAAUUCAGGCAGUGGUUUUAGUAAUAAAUAAAUAAUGUAAAACCAAGUGGGAUUAUUUAUACAUUUGGCCUACCUAAGAUCGUCUACUGUUUAUAGUGCUUAAACGAGCGUAAAUCAAAUUAGCGCUUUCAGAGAAAACCCAGUCGUGAAAGGAUUUACUGGGCCGUUAGAAUCAUUGAAUUGCUAGUUGUACCUACUCUCAUCUCCGAAUCAUUAUACUUCGCUCUGUUACAAGCCCUAUCAAACCAUCUCACACGUAAACAUGUUAAAAGGCUAAUUGUCACAUGAUUGACCGUUUCGCACAGCCCCGGACAGAAUCAUGCACAGGGCUGACUAGACCGAUUCAUCCUUGUAUGAUACAAGAUCCCAGGAAGGCCAGACGCUGUGUGAAUCAGUUUAAAUGGACGAAAUCUAGCCCAGGGUUGUUGUGACUGCCAACCCACGUAAAAGAGCACUGUUACCCAACCAGUGGUGACGCCAAUGUGAUUCGAUCUUCUUUGCGGGUUCAUCAUUAUCACAGACGCGUGCACAAUUUUGUGUGUUUGCCAUCUGGUUAUUCUAUUGUGUCGCCCCUUCUCCAUUCCCUCUCAAGCUCAGAAAACGGCAUUAACAUCACACAGUACAAAGUACUGAUUUGUAUUUACUUCGCAAGGACGUCCUAAAAUGACAUUAGCGGGACUGACAUAAAUAACGCGUGUGUAGCUUCUGUUUUUUUGCCGUUGCUUCUAUGGUCACGUUAGUGAGUGUAUAUGGGGACGAAUAAACGAGCAUUGUCAUUACAAGUACAUUUCACUAAUAACAACUAGGUAAGGAUACAUUGAAUGCCAUUUGCAUAGCGAUGCAGGCGGCUCAAGCGUAUCUCACCUCAUAUCAACUAGCGAAGCUUUGUAAUUUGCCAGAAACAUAUCGUCACUUCGUGCGCUAUAACACCAAAUGUAAAAAUGUAAAUACGUCGAACAGAUGCUCGGCGUCG